AUGCAGCUUCUGCGGCAGCAGCAGCAGCAGCGUGUCCAGGGGAUUCACCUACAGCAGGCGGGGCAGCAGCUAUCGCUCCUCCUGCCGCUACUUCCUCUCUUUUCUGUCACUUCCCGUCUGUUUUCAUCGCUCAAAAACGACGACCCCCAGCACGUCAAGCUGGCAGCGGAUAUCGGAGGCCUAUGGCGGGUCUGCGGGUAUGGGGUGCCUCCGGGGACUCCUCAGCGCACAGCGACAGCUGCAGCUGUUGCUGCUGCUGCUGCUGCUGCAGCCCAGUUCGUAUCAUUUUUCAACCCGUUGCGUAGCGGCCUGCAGGAGGCGCUAAAGGGAGGACUCGCCGCUCGUAUUGGCGAUUCUUGCACUGCUGCUACUGCUGUUGCUGCCCUCGUAGAGGCGUUGGGACAGACUGACGGACAACUCCGAGAAGUGAUGAGGACUUGGAGGCGACAAUUUAUGCCGAAGUAG
Molecule: messenger RNA, 465 nt
Organism: Eimeria mitis
Lineage: Eukaryota; Apicomplexa; Conoidasida; Eucoccidiorida; Eimeriidae
Exons: 3
Coding region: 1-465 (154 amino acids)
Source: RefSeq, a predicted model, not a curated record